Messenger RNA from Oncorhynchus nerka (sockeye salmon), 4118 nucleotides. It is a transcript of the gene ntn5, whose product is annotated as netrin 5. Gene Ontology annotation, molecular function: protein binding. Lineage: Eukaryota; Metazoa; Chordata; Actinopteri; Salmoniformes; Salmonidae. The coding region runs from base 265 to 2859 and encodes 864 amino acids. Gene Ontology annotation, biological process: animal organ morphogenesis; motor neuron axon guidance; tissue development. The record is from RefSeq and is a predicted model, not a curated record. The transcript is spliced from 8 exons. Gene Ontology annotation, cellular component: basement membrane.
GCAGCGAGUUGGAUCUCCACACCAUGGGCACAGCACAGCACCGCCGGAUAACUGUCAACGUGUUGCGCGCCUAUAUUAAUAAAGACCGCAUCGCCUAUAUUAAUAAAUACCACAUGAGCCGCGGCGAGAGAAGGGAGAUCAAGAAUUGAGACGCAAAUAAAUGGAAGGACUACAGGCAUUGACAAGUUGAUUAGUUGGACCCGGUGAGCGUGCCAAAGUUCGCGCUUCAAGUGCUCAAUAUUGUCUCUCCAUGGGCUCGAUGACAUGAGGUUCCUGCCCGUCUCCCCUCCCCCCUCCUUCUCCCUCUCUUUUCUCCUACUAGUCCUCACUUUUCUCCCUCCUUCCCUCCUUUCCCGUUCACUCUCUCACUCCCCUCUGAGCUGGACUUCUCCCCAUGACCCCUGCUACCACCUGGAUGGGCGUCCGCGACACUGCCUGUCGGAAUUCAUCAAUGCCGCCUACGGUGUCCCAGUCAGUGCCGCCAACUCCCCCCGAGGACCUCCUGACCAAAAUGCUGUUAACAUCAGCUCCGUCACGGACCUCCACAACCCCUACAACCUGACCUGCUGGACAGCCCAGGUGGGAGGCACCGACGGCGGGGACUGGGUUCUCACCCUCCCCCUGGGCCGGCGCUUUGAGGUCACUUACAUCAGCCUGCAGUUCUGCCAGCAGGGGGAGCCGUCGGAUCCGGUCUCCAUCUCUUUGCUCAAGUCCAUGGAUCACGGGCGCACCUGGAGGCCCAUGCAGCAUUACUCCAGCGACUGCCCCGGGAGUUUUGGGCUCCAGGCCCAGACGGUGGCCAAGACCAGGCACCAGGAGACAGAGCCUCUGUGCUCGGAUCCCCGGCCCCUGCAGAGGCACCGGGGAGGCAUGGUUCUGGCCUUCUCCACCCUGGAUGGAAGGCCCUCCUCUCCAGACUUUGACUACAGCCCCACCCUGCAGGACUGGGUGACGGCCACGGACAUACGGGUAGUCUUCCACCAGGUGACCCAGCCCCAGCAGACUAAGUUGGGAAGUUCGGAGGAUAGGGGGGUGGGUGUGGGAUUGGGAGCAGAUGCUGGGGUUCUGAGGUGGAGGGUGGGGUCGAAGAAUAAAGCUGUGGUUGGUCAGGUGAAUGGGGACAACAAUGCUUGGGGGUUUGUGGAGAAGGAGAUGAAAAAGACAGAAAAACGAGGGAGAAGCAGAGGAGAGAAAAUGGACAAAUCCUGGCGGAGGGGUCACAACAAAGGGUCGGGAGGUCAGGGAGAGGAUGGACACAAUGUGACCCGGAAGGAUUUAGAACGAGACACUCAGGCAAUGGACACCUCCAAGAGAGGGAACGGUAAAGGAAAAGGGCGUGGCCGCAAAAGGGAGGGGGGCCACCAUUGGAGUCCGUGCCAGGAAGGUGGUGUCUGUGAUUGGACAAUUGAGGGGCAGGGGAAGGACAACAAGGGGCGGGAAUUGAGGAGGAGGAGAAACAACAAUCGGAAUCUCCAGCUAGUUCCUCCCUCCCCAUUGAUCUCCGCCCCCCCUGUCCGCCCCCCCCUGGCCCUCUCCGACCUGCAGGUGGGGGGCAGGUGUAAGUGUAACGGGCAUGCCUCACGGUGUCGUCAUGAUGACGCGGACCGGGUAGUGUGUGUGUGUGAGCACCACACAGCGGGGGCAGACUGCGACGUAUGUGAGGACUUCUACUACGACAGGCCCUGGCAACGAGCCACGCCCAGUCAGCCACACCCGUGCGUCUCGUGUGAGUGUAACGGCCACUCCUCUAAGUGUCGGUUCAGCAUGGAGGUGUUCCAGCAGUCGGGCCGGCGCAGUGGGGGGGUAUGUCUGAAGUGUCGGCAUCACACAGCGGGACGCCACUGCCAGUACUGCCAGAAUGGACACACCCGUGACCACGGCAAGCUACCCAACCACCACAAGGCUUGCCAAUCGUGUCAGUGUCAUCCUAUGGGUGCUGUGGGUCGCUGGUGUAACCAGACAUCAGGACAGUGUUUGUGUCGGGAUGGGGUAACGGGUUUGAAGUGCAACCGCUGCGCCCUUGGCUACAAACAGGGACGCUCGCCCCUCCGGCCCUGCAUCCGAGUCCAGGAGGAAGCAAGCCCCACCACACCUGUGUACCAACCCCAGUACAGUGUAGAUGAGGAGUGUGUAUCGUAUUGCCAGCCAUCGCUGGUUAAAUUGAGGAUGAACCUGGAGACGUACUGUCUAAAGGACUUUGUCCUGAAGCUACAGGUCAGAGGGAUGGAACGUUCAGGCCCCUGGUGGCAGUUCUCGGUCUGGAUCCAGACCGUGUUCCGUACGGGUUCUUCCUCCCGUGUUCGCAGGGGCCCCCAGGCGCUGUGGGUUCCCGACCGCGACCUGGGCUGCGGCUGCCCCGCCCUCCAGGUGGGCCGCACCUUCCUGCUGAUUGGGGCCGAAGGGGGGAGGCGGAACUGGGGCCCCGAGGAGCGACGGCUGGUCGCCGAUAGAUCCACACUGGCUCUCCAGUGGAGGGAGCACUGGAAUCCCAAACUGAGAGGGUUCAGGGGGCAGGACAAGAGGGGCCGCUGCCCCCCAAAAUUGCCCGGGGGUGGGGACCCCCAUGGGGGCCACUCGAAGCACCAUCACUCAGAGUACACCCCACCUCACCUUGUGACAGAGAAAGAGACAGAGGUCAAGGUGCACCCACACAAACAUUCACAUUCACACACACCCUCAGACUCUGUGAAAGACAUUGAAGAGGAGGCAGAGAACUCUGUGGCGUUGGACACAAACACUCAUACACAGUCCUCAUCACACCACAGACCUGGACCUUCACAAUCCCAGGAAGAGCAACAGGAACAGACUCCAUCCACCUCCACACCCAGUCUCGUAUGUUCAACCCAGACCCCUGUCUGAAAUGUAGGAAGAGAGAGAAAGAAGUAAUGAAAUGAAGUAAUAUUGUCAAAUAGAUGGGCUAUAUCCCUUUGCAGUUCUUCUCAUAAGGAGAGGGGGGUGAGUGAUGAAUGGAGAAGGGAGAGAGGAGAGAGGGAGCAAGUGGUCUCUGUCAGACUGUGUAAGCACUGGGUGUCCAAUGUCCAGAGAAACGGAGGGGUGAUCAGUUGUUCCCGCCAUCUUUCAACUUCCAAUGAGGAGAUGAGAGGGAGCAGGUUGGUCAUCGGUUCAGAAAUCAAACAUCCAGGUGCUUGAGCUAAAAACAGAGUCAUGGAGAAAAGGACUCAAACUUUGCUAUUACAAUGUUUUUCUACUGAAUCGGCUUAGUAUUGUUGAGAGUGAAUGAACACUGUAAAAGUGAAAAUGGGUGUUUUUAUUGAAUUACAUAAAGUCAAAUGUUUUCUUGAAAAAGUAUCUGAAUCGUAUUUAUGCUUAGAAACGUUUAGGUAUAUUUAAAGGCAAGAAUAGAUCCAGGGUGCUUUGGGAUGGAUCACGAUUACAAUAAAUGUAUAGUAAACUGACAUACAUAUAUGUAUUUAUGUCAAUACAGUAUGGGCAAUAUGUGUCCCAAAGUACACACUACUACUAAUAAUAAUUGAUUCAACUUUUCAUUACUAAAAUAAUCUCAAAGCGCUUGAAAAAGCAAAACAAACAAGAAUCAAAUAAUACAGACAUAUGAUUGAGUAGGUUUGAAGGCGUCUCACCGACGCCUCGCCACCACGCCUGUCAGACUAUGACUUCUCCAUAGCCGUGGACUCUAUAACACUCUACCUCACAAAAUGACCUUUGAGAUGAAAAUAAAGGUGCUUUUCAUGUAAUAUAGUACUGUACAAAUACUGUCUACAACUGACUGUCCUACUUUGUGCUUGUCACACCACUUCGGUUGAGAGUUCCUUUCAGUGGCAGAUACACAACAUCGGGUCAAGUGACACAAACGUAUGUUCACGGAGGCACAGUUCCCAUGGGGUUGGAGCGAUGCAACCAUAGUCUAAGAAACUGACACCAACGAACUGCCAUUUAGAGGAACGUUGAGUCGCUCUAAGAUAGAAUAUGACUCUCAGAUAGAGCAUGAAUCCUACCACAGACAUUUAGAACUAGAGAUAUACAUCUAAAAAAGCAUUGGUCAAAUGUGAUGUCAUGCAUUCUGUUUUGGUCUGGAAAAUACGUAUAGCACCCCAGCCCUGAGGAAAGGGUGAGGAGGGGUGAAGAGGGGAAAGUGGUUG